Messenger RNA from Nycticebus coucang (slow loris), 2271 nucleotides. It is a transcript of the gene LAPTM4B, whose product is annotated as lysosomal protein transmembrane 4 beta. The record is from RefSeq and is a predicted model, not a curated record. NCBI's taxonomy places the organism in Eukaryota, Metazoa, Chordata, Mammalia, Primates, Lorisidae. Gene Ontology annotation, cellular component: lysosomal membrane.
GCAGGCCGCCCCGGGAUGGGCCGAGAGUGCAACGAUGAUGUAUUUAUUUACUUGGGAGCCCGCAUCUGGCUGGAGCCCGCGGUGACGUCACGUGCCCGGCCGCGGGUCACGUGCCCGCCCGCCCCGCCCCGCCCACCUCCUGCUGCCGCCUGUGCCGCCGCCGCCUGUGGAGAGCGGAGUCCUGCCGCGGCAGCCGCUCGGAUCUCUCCGGGGAACGCGGAACGAGGAGGGCACUGGGGUAGGCGAGCGGGCCGGGAGCCAGAGCGGACGAGGAGGCGGCAGCAGCGGCGCGGCGGACCCGGGGAGACGCGGUCAACGCUCCUGAAAACUUAGGCGCGCACUCGCGACACUGCGUCCGCGGCCGGAGCGAUGAAGAUGGUCGCGCCCUGGACGAGGUUCUACUCCAACAGCUGCUGCCUGUGCUGCCAUGUCCGCACUGGCACCAUCCUGCUUGGCGUUUGGUACCUGAUCAUCAAUGCUGUGGUACUGCUGAUUUUAUUGAGCGCCCUGGCUGAGCCAGACCAGCGUCACUUUUCAAGUUCUGAACUAGGAGGUGACUUUGAGUUCAUGGAUGAUGCCAACAUGUGCAUCACUAUUGCUAUUUCUUUUCUCAUGAUUGUGAUAUGUGCAAUGGCUACUUAUGGAGCAUAUAAGCAACGCGCUGCCUGGAUCAUCCCGUUCUUCUGUUACCAGAUCUUCGACUUUGCCCUGAACGCCUUGGUUGCAGUCACUGUGCUCGUCUAUCCAAACUCCAUUCAGGAGUACAUACGGCAGCUGCCUCCUAAUUUUCCGUACAAAGAUGAUAUCAUGUCCAUGAAUCCUACCUGUUUGAUCCUUAUUAUUCUUCUGUUCAUUAGCAUUAUCUUGACUUUUAAGGGUUACUUGAUUAGCUGUGUUUGGAACUGCUACCGAUACAUCAAUGGCAGGAACUCCUCUGACGUCCUGGUUUAUGUCACCAGCAAUGACACUUCGGUGCUGUUACCCCCGUACGAAGAUGCUGCUGUGACGGGCCCUGCAAAGGAGCCGCCACCACCUUACGUGUCAGCCUGAGCCUGAGAGUGGGGUGGGGCAGAGAGCAGCAGCUUUGCUUUUCAUAUGUCUGAGCAAUAGUUCUAUUAUUUCACUCUUGAGAUGAGCUCUCUGAGUUUGUUGCUGAAAUGCUACAUUGUAAAAUUUAGAUGUUAAUUUGAAACCUUGUCUAGUUUUAAACAUAUGCUUUAGCUGAAACACUGUGGUAGGUUAGCUGUAGAAUUUUUCUUGUCAGGGUGGGAUUGUAACUGGCUUCACUAGUCUUCCCCAGGCAAUGAACCCUCCCCAGGGUCAAGGGGAUUUUGAGUCAGAGAAGUCUGCCUUUGUACCUGCUGGGCCCCAACUUGGGCAGUGAGUCUUAUUUCUUCUCUCUGUUCCUUUGUUAAUCUUUUGAAAAUGGAAAAUAAAAUUAGACAAUGCUUUUUAUAAACCAUUCCAGUUUAAGAACAAGCCCUUAUGAAAACAGGAAUGUUAAUUGUGUAAUCAUUGCUCUAAUUAAGCUAAUAAGUCCUUGUAUACAUAGUAUAUGUUCUAAGAAUUUCCUUAACAUCCUUUAUGAUUUAAAUUCCAUGACGGUUUGAAUUUGCCAGUCAAGGAUUCUCUCUGUGGGCUGAAUUAAGACUGUUGGGUAUUACCAGGCAGUGAGAAUGUAACUGUCUGCAGCUGUUCUUGGACAUCCUGUGCCUGGCCAUGGGGCCGCGUGUCCCAUCUGUGUUAGGGGUGACGCUGACUUUUUUGGCACUGUGGGCAUCUGGGGAUCCUUCUCUCCUGGUUCCCUUCCCCACCUAGGGCCCUUUUUACUCCCUGUUCUGCCCAAUUCAAAGAGGACAUCCAACUUACUUUAUCAAGUAGAGCUGGGAUAUGUUGGACAGACAUUUGCUGAAAAUGAAAGAUUUUCUUCUUUUCCUGCAAAAGGUACAUCCUACUGCUUCGAACACCCAAGUAUGCCUAGUCACCUUUUAAAAUGUUAAAACAUAGGUGUUGUGGCGGGCGCCUGUGACACCACGGCACUCUACCGAGGGUGACAUAGUGAGACUCUGUCUCAAAAAAAAAAGGUGUAAAACAGCCUUCAGAAAAAGGAGUGUUGUUGCUUUCCUUGUAUGCUCUUACUUAACUACCUGAAUUGCAGGGAUUUUUAUGUAUUCGUAUGUUCAGAAGUCAGCAGCUGUGCUGUUGGUUCACUAGUGAAUGUGCUAUACCCGAAACAUUUGGCAAUUAAAGGGAGAUUCGCCCACAUCCAAA